This is a messenger RNA of Salvelinus namaycush (lake trout), 1578 nucleotides long. RefSeq names its product cAMP responsive element binding protein 5b (gene creb5b). The transcript is spliced from 10 exons. Gene Ontology annotation, molecular function: cAMP response element binding; DNA-binding transcription factor activity, RNA polymerase II-specific. NCBI's taxonomy places the organism in Eukaryota, Metazoa, Chordata, Actinopteri, Salmoniformes, Salmonidae. The record is from RefSeq and is a predicted model, not a curated record. Bases 37 to 1578 code for a protein of 513 amino acids. Gene Ontology annotation, biological process: regulation of transcription by RNA polymerase II.
GUUUGUAGUCUUAUGAGGAGUUGGUGAGAGAGAGUGAUGAACUCUGAGCAGGAAAGGCCGUUUAUGUGCAGUGCCCCUGGCUGUUCUCAGCGAUUCCCCACAGAGGACCACCUGAUGAUUCACCGGCACAAGCAUGAGAUGACUCUGAAGUUUCCCUCCAUAAAGAUCGACAGCAUGUUAUCAGACCAGACGCCGACCCCGACGCGCUUCCUGAAGAACUGUGAGGAGGUGGGUCUGUUCAGCGAGCUGGACUGUUCUAUAGAACAGGAGUUCAGGAAGGCCCAGGAGGAAGAGGACAACAAACAGAAUAUCUCUCUACAUGGCCAGAACCUCCAGAACCAGCAGCAUCACUCUCGGAUGGGGACCCAUGACAACAGCAUAGUGAUCCAGCAGGGCCUGCCCUCUCCCCAGUCCAGCUCUGUCAUCACCCAGUCCCCCUCCACCAACAGACAGCUAGGGCCUGUCCCUGGCUCCCUGUCAUCACUACUGCACCUACGGAACAGACAGAGACAGCCACUGCCUGCCUCUAUGGCUGGAACCCUGCCAGACCCCACCAUGCAAGGCUCCUCUGUACUGAUGCCUAUGGAGAGGCAGAUGUCUAUGUGUUCCAGUAUGAUGGGUAUGCAGGGCCCCAACCAUCCCAGCUCCUGUUCCUCACCUCACGGACCCUCCAUGCACUCUGAGGCCAAACUGAGGCUGAAGGCGGCGCUCGCGCACCACCCGGGAGCCAUCGCCAACGGCAACAUGAACAGCAUGGGUCACAUGAUGGAAAUGAUGUCAUCGCGGCAGCAGCAGGAGCAGGGGGGCGGCCACCACCACCUUCACCCCUCCCACCCUCACCAGCACCUGCCGGCUCCGCCCCACAGCCACGCCUACCAGCACCACCCCCACCAUCACCACAGCGGCCACAGCCAGGGCGGGCACCACCACCCACAGGGCCACAACCCCCAUCACAACUCCCACCCGCCUCACCUCCACCCUGGACACCCACACCAGACCUCACCCCCGCCUCACCUCCACCCUGGACACCCACACCAGACCUCACCCCACCCUCCACUUCAUUCUGGACCAGGGUCACAUUCACAGUUGUCCCCGGCGGCCCAGCAGAUGCAGCCGAGCCAGACGAUGCAGUCUCCGACCCCUAGCGGUGGGCGCCGCAGGCGGACGGUGGACGAGGACCCUGACGAACGGCGGCGGAAGUUUCUGGAGAGAAACCGAGCGGCGGCCACGCGAUGCAGACAGAAGAGGAAAGUAUGGGUGGUGUCACUGGAGAAGAAGGCUGAAGAGCUGACCCAGACCAACAUGCAGCUUCUGAAUGAGGUGACCAUGCUGAAGAACGAGGUGACCCAACUCAAGCAGCUCCUCCUCACCCAUAAAGACUGCCCCAUCACCACUCUGCAGAAAGACACCCAAGGUUACCUCAGUCCAGACAGCAGUCCAGCAGGCAGCCCGGCCCCAGCCUGCUCCCAGCAGCAGGUCAUCCAGCACAACAACAUCACCACCUCCAGCACAGCUGUAGGGGGCAGCACUGUGCACGGCCUGCCCAACCACCGCACAGACAUCAACCCCAUCCACUAG